GAUUGGCGUCGGUCCGUUCAAGAACACAACAUGGUGAGCUGCUGGUCCGCUGGAUGUAAACAAACACGUGUGGCGCAGACGUGGUGGUACUGCGUAUAACUCUGCCUUCUCCAUUCACUCCACACGGGCCAGGUUCACUUAUAGGCACACACAAGUUAAUGACAAAUAUGUCGGAUGACGAAGGUGAAGCUGAGGCGCCCACCGGCCCUGUUGAGAAUGCCUGGGCCAUCAAGGUGCCUGAAUUUAAGAAGGGAGACAUGAAGAACCACCUACUGGAGGAGAGUUCAUUUUCUGUUCUCUUUCCCAAGUACCGAGAAAAGUACCUGAAGGAGUGCUGGUCACUGCUGGAGAAAACUCUUGAUGAGUACGGCAUCAAGGCGGAGCUGGAUCUGAUUGAGGGCAGAAUGACCGUCAAGACCACAAGGAAGACGUGGGACCCGUACAUCAUCAUCAAGGCGAGGGACAUCAUCGUGCUGCUCGGAAGAUCGGUUCCUGUUGAGCAUGCUGUGAAGAUUCUCAAAGAUGAUGUCACAUAUGAACUGAUAAAGAUAAGAAACAUGGUGCGCAACAAGGAUCGGUUUGUGAAGCGGCGGCAGCGGCUGGUGGGAGCCAACGGCACCACCCUCAAGGCGCUGGAGCUGCUCACAAACUGCUACGUGCUGGUGCAAGGGGCCACCGUGGCUGCUAUUGGUCCUCAUAAAGGAGUGCUGCAGGUGGUGCGUGUUGUGAAGGAAACCAUGAACAAUAUCCAUCCUGUGUACCUACUCAAGUCACUCAUGAUCAAGAGGCAGCUGAUGCAAGACCCAAACCUCAAGAAUGAGGACUGGUCCAGGUUCAUCCCAAACUUUGUGGCAAAGAAUGUGCAGAGGAAAAAGCCACACAAGGUGAGAAAGACAAAGAAGGAAUACACGCCCUUCCCGCCGGCACCCACCGAGAGGAAGGUGGACAAAGAGAUGGCCGAGGGAAAGUACUUUAUAGAUCAGGAAGAAAAGAAGAAAGCCAAAAAGAGAAAAAUAACGGAAGAAAUGAAGGAGAAAGCUGCAAGCCGACAGAAGGAGAAGAGAGCCAAGGCAUUUGUGGCACCAGAGGAACCCAAGUACCAGCCGCCCACAGCUGCUGUCAACACACAAGUGGAUGUGGAGGCACUCAAGAGGAAGGUCAAGAAGAAGAAGAAGGCGUAGUGUUAAGUUUUGUGAUGCUGGUCACAUUGAGGAGCUCCUCUCACACCACGAAGAUUUUGUUACUUUUACAGUUUUAUAAUGUAUUUUAAUAUCUGAAAAAAGGACAGUGUUUGUAGUUAAUGAUACUUUUGGCUAAGCAUUCAUGAAUAAACCUGUUAGUCAUAACAAGAAUGAGGUCAACCUUCCAAUUUGUUUUUAACUCUUUUCUUCUUUAAUUGAAUGGGAGAUAGGCUUUGACCUCCAGAGACAAUCAUGUAAUUAUGUCAACUUCCUUAGGUUUUAAAUGUGUAUUCUUAUAUUCUGUCAUUGUAUAAGUUAUAAUGUUUUCACUGUGUCAGAUGUUGCUACAUAUAUGAGCAAGGGGUCAACCAACAAUCCUUCCUCCAGACUCAUCCAACAAUUUUUUGUCUUAUAUCUCAUGCAGGUGUGGAAAAUUUUCAUGGUACAACCUCAUUACGGUGCAAUGGACUGCUGUAGAAGAGUUAGUGCAUUUUUGGUAUCAUCAUGGAAGAAGAGGAAUUCUACUUUUUUAUGAAAUGCAUACAAAAUUAAAGAUCUGUUAGUUAAUAACAAACUGAAUAGAGAGUUGACUAAGAUGAACUCCACCUUAAGUUUUACCAUAAGUGAAAGUAACCAUAGAGGACAGUGUUCAGCUGUGGCUGUAUCCUGCAUGGUCCUUUGUAUCACACAUUGCCUCCCAUGUGGCAUCAUUCAUGCAUCUUCUCUGUGUGGGAGGAGCUUCUGUGCUUUAUACAUAAUAAAGUAUUUUGUUGUUUAA
Portunus trituberculatus (swimming crab) is the source of this 1959-nucleotide messenger RNA. It is a transcript of the gene dbe, whose product is annotated as KRR1 small subunit processome component homolog. Gene Ontology annotation, molecular function: RNA binding. Gene Ontology annotation, cellular component: nucleolus; small-subunit processome. NCBI's taxonomy places the organism in Eukaryota, Metazoa, Arthropoda, Malacostraca, Decapoda, Portunidae. The transcript is spliced from 6 exons. Bases 159 to 1181 code for a protein of 340 amino acids. The record is from RefSeq and is a predicted model, not a curated record.